This is a messenger RNA of Parascedosporium putredinis, 183 nucleotides long. NCBI's taxonomy places the organism in Eukaryota, Fungi, Ascomycota, Sordariomycetes, Microascales, Microascaceae. The record is from the annotation of a GenBank genome assembly.
AUGCCGAUCAUCAACGGCCAAAAGAUGGCCUGGACGACCCUCUCCCAAGCUUCAGUCGCCGUCUCCAAGCGACACGCCGCCGAAAUCACCCGCGCGGACGAACUCGGCGUCGGGGACUUUUCGCGUACAGAAACCGCCGAAGCCACCAAGCCGCAAGGCAUCGAUAGACCCCGCCAGCCUUGA